Haemonchus placei is the source of this 684-nucleotide messenger RNA. NCBI's taxonomy places the organism in Eukaryota, Metazoa, Nematoda, Chromadorea, Rhabditida, Trichostrongylidae. The record is from the annotation of a GenBank genome assembly.
AUGUCGAUUUCGUUUCGUGUGAAUCCGGAAUAUGCCAAGAUCACCGAAAUUGUUCCGGGUCUAUUCAUAUGCGGUGUAAGUUCGUUGACGAAUGAGGAAAUGAAGAAAAACAAGAUCACCCACAUCAUCAACGCCACCACGGAAGUACCCAAUCUACGUAGUCUUGGCGAUAUUCAACGCACGAAACUGUGGCUCGAAGACACCCCACAAACCUAUAUUUAUCCCCAUUUGGAGUUACAAAGUGACCAGAUUCAAGCUAUCAUAGCUGACGGAGGUAGAGUGCUUGUGCACUGUGUCGCCGGUGUGUCACGAUCGGCUUCAAUAUGCUUGGCUUUCUUGACGAAAUAUAGGUGUCGGUGUUUACGUGACGCUUAUCAUCUAAUGAAAUCAAAACGACCGAUGGUCCGUCCGAAUCUCGGUUUCUGGCGGCAGCUGAUCGCAUACGAACAGAAUGUCAAGGAAAAUUCCGGCAGUGUACGUUUGGUUCGUGACGAAGCUCAACCAGAAUGCCUUCUUCCAGACGUGUACCUCUCGAUUGCCAUUAAACCUCGACCAGUGAGCCCUGCCGACCACGACGCCGAGCGGCAAAGUGAUGAGCCGCGAGAACGAAGAGUCUCUGGCAUUCGGCCUAAAUUCCAGCCCGUACUCGAACCCCUUAUUGAGAUCACUGAAGCCGUUUGCUGA